Messenger RNA from Scleropages formosus (Asian bonytongue), 3348 nucleotides. RefSeq names its product chromosome 9 C8orf34 homolog (gene c9h8orf34). The record is from RefSeq and is a predicted model, not a curated record. Lineage: Eukaryota; Metazoa; Chordata; Actinopteri; Osteoglossiformes; Osteoglossidae. The transcript is spliced from 15 exons. The coding region runs from base 242 to 2044 and encodes 600 amino acids.
GCAGGAGCGGCACGAUCUGUGGUGACCACUUUCGAAAAUGUGCUCCUAAUAGAGACAAACUUGGUGCUCGUGACACUCUCUCUCUUCACGCUGUCAGAAACCUAGUCGAUUUUCUGGGUGAACAAUGUUUCGCCCCUUCAUUUAAUGACAUUUUUUUUACAACCGAACGCGUGAAAUUGUUGCGCUGAUUUGGCUUUUUUUUUUGAUGCCGUUAAUUUGAAGACGCUGCAAGAUCCUCCUCAUGGCGUCUCAUCAGCAGUCAAGAAUCCAGUUUUACUUGGAGAAGAACAAAAUUGGACCCCUGUUUGAGGAGAUGAUGACCAAACUGAUAACUGAGACCCCAGAUCAUCCUAUUCCUUUUCUCAUCAGUCAUCUGCAGACCAAGCACAGCGGCUCCUGCAAACUCCACAGAACCCUAUCGGGCUCUGCGGCUCUGUGGGCUGAGACCGGGCCAGCAGAGACUAAGGGCACCAGGAGGGACUACAGGAGCUAUGAAAAACCAUGGCAGAUGCACCCAAAAAAGCCCAAGAAAUCCAAGAGUGACCUUGCAGUGUCCAACAUCUCGCCACCAUCGCCUGAGUCCAAGUCACUGCCCAGGUCCAUCGAGCACACGUCCUGGGAGUGGAGGGGCCACCCGGAGAACCGAGACUUCGACGAGCUGAACCACAUCCUGCAGGAGAGCAGAAAGCUGGGCAAAGCCUUGGAAAACCUCUCUCGCAGCAUUGCGGUUUCAGAUGAGAUCGACCAGGACCCCGGAGCCUACAGCUCAUCACUGAUGCGGCCACGGGUGGUGGGGGAGUGGGUGGGCCGCGAGGAGGAGGACGCAGAUCCCUUGGCGGCCGAGAUGCUCCAGCCACCCGUACCGAGGACCAAGACUGAGGGGUGGGACUGCGAGGAGAGCAGUCCUGCUAGAAGGCUCAAGGUGGAGCUCAGAACCAAGGGCCUGAAACAGCAGCAGCAGCACCACAAGAAGCUCCUGGCUGCCAUGUUGUCGCAGGACUCGUUUGAUUCCACCUCUGGCUCGGCCACCUCAAUCGCAGAGGAGGACAUUGACGAUGAAGAUGAUGCCAUGGAGCUGCUGGAAGACCUGGACGAUCUCCGCAUGGAAGGGGUCACUGGACUGGCGCCAUCGGGCAGCAAGUUCAGCCAGGGACGCAGCUUCUACUGUCCUGAGCCUCAGGCUAAGGUCACCCUCAACAUCUGCUCAAGGUGUGCAAGGCUACAAGGAGACAGUCUUACAGACGCCAGAGAAGACGACCUGCAACAUCCCAGCAUUCCUGAGAAAUGUGUGCCUGAAACACCCUGUCCAUUGACCGCCGCUGGAGCUGUGACGGAAGACGAAGGGGAAUUCGAGACAGCUCCAGGGACACGUCAACCAGUCUGGGAAUCAGAUCUGAAGCCCACCAGAGGCGGGAGCUCCUUGUGUCAAACGGAGCUCCAGCUGAAGGAGGUUCUCUUCACCAAGGAGCUGCAGGCUGCGGACAGACACCGAGAGAAGGACUCGGCCAAGCUGUCCGAGGGGAAGGUGGUGAGGAGUCCCAACAGCCCCCACAGCGGCCUGCUCUCAAACCCGCUCCUCCACAGCGCCCCAGUGCAUCCCCCGGGAGGCCCACCAGCCAAGAGCGCCAAGCCAACCUCUCCGGCGCCCGGCCGUGCCUUGACUCCCAGCAGUCCUGUCAGCCGGUCCCUACCCUCCAACACUGCUGGGGGCAGCAGGGCACGGGCAACCAGCCGACCACAUACCCCCAGCAGUCUGACGCCUCGCACCCUUACGCCCGGCGGGCACGGGGCCCAGAGGAGCAGGCCAGCCACUCCCCUGCUCACACCCCCUGGACCGAGCUCCUCCGAGACCCUCGGGAAAGCAACCGUCCCGAGGGGCAGUCUGUCAGAGGAUGAGUUCUACCAGCAGCUGCAGGCCGUGCGCCAGCCCUGGCCGGUCCCCAGCGACACAGACAGCGACUGCAUGGAGCCGCCCCAGAAGGACAAGAGCAGACAGAGUGGAGCACGAGAUGCCAGUAAGAGACCUGUGUUUUCAGGCCUAUAACACCGCGGACCUGGAGCGGAGAUCCGAUCCAAUGAUUAUGCAAACCACCGGGCAUUUUGAAUACUGUGCAAAGGAGAAAAUGACACAACAGAUUUAUUUUUGUAAUUCACAUGAGGAAAUUGUAUACUUUUAUUCAUGGAGGUUCGGUUUUUUCCUUCAAAGCUAUGGUCAACAGCGUCGUGAGACGUACGAAUGGUUUGAAUUACAAUGUGCACAAUGCCCCGUUUUUGUGUACCGGCAAUUUUAAGCACAGCGUCUGGUGUGAACAUGCUUCUUGAACGUGCACCUCUGGAAUAACACUAGAACACAUUUUAAAACAUUUUGUAGUAGACAGGGACCUCUUUAAAAAUGGGUGUAAUUUCACUGUGCUGUUACUGCCAAAUACCACAAUUAUGCUACGUUUUUGCCUUUUACAAUGACGCGCUACAUGAUGAAUUCUAAGAGCCAGACAUGGCUCAGUCGAAUUCACACUAUGGACGGGAUAGUGUCUUGAAAGGAAUCUUCGACAGCCAGAACGGAGCUGUAAAAAUCAUGAUCUUUUUUAAUCUUGCUCUUAAUUCUUACGUUCAGUUCACUCCGUUUUUUUAUUACACUUCUGAACUUGCAUUUCCAAUGAAUUCCUUCUGUAUUCUUUAUUCCAUCGGUACGAUCGUCAUUAGAGCUUCAGUAGAAGGGAAACGAUAUUUAUUUACUAAUCUGUCCUUUGCUGUUUUUUUUACUGUUAUAUGUUUUAAGUAACUUUAAUGAAACUUUUAAUAAGCCUGUAUGUAAUUUGCACCCUGGUGUUGAGGAGGCUUGAGGAGACGUCCACUUUGGCCUCAGGUGAAGUGGGCUGUUUGUCCAGGACCAGCACAAAGGCUUUGCUUCUCCAGGCUAAACAAGCAGUCGGUGUAGAGGCAGCCAGAGCCAGUCAGCUCUCCACAUUCUUAUGGAAAUGGGUUCCCACAGGAAAAGUCAUUUGAGGUGCUAGAUGUCAAGUCAAGUGAUUGUUAGAGUCCUUCCAGAUGGAUACGGAGAUCCGCUAACAGGUCUGAACAAUGGAGCGCGACGCUCCACUUGAGACCGACACUUUGCUCUUGAAGGUCACAUCCUAGGCGCUGUAAUCUUACUGCUCUGAAGGACACCUGUACAUUGGGAUAUUUGCUCGCUAUGUGGUUUAGCUCUUUUUUUUUUUUUUUAAAAAGUAACUAUUGAUCUAUGUAAAUGCGUAAUUUGCCACAAUAAUGUUUUUUAGGUCAUCACUUGCAAAUCUGAAUUUUCUACUUUUCAUUCAUUCCCAAAAAUAUUGUGUGUUCAAGUGUAAU